AUGGACGUCGCUGCCAAGCCCCACAUCCCCCCCGCCAUGGCUCUGUAUGCCGAGAAGCACGGCGUCUUCCAGCUGAUGCAAAGCAUGGUGGAGGCCCUGCUCAUCCACCAGCCCGAGGACCCCGUCUCCUUCAUGAUAGACCACCUGAAGCAGGACAGCGACCACGUGCCCAGGGUGUUCGUGCUGGGCCCCCCGGCUGCCGGGAAAACCACCAUUGCCAUGUGGCUCUGCAAGCACCUCAACGCCUCGUACCUCAGCCAGCAGAAGCUGCUGUCCAACAAGACGCUGGUGCUGGCCAAGGAGGCGCAGAGCUACCAGCAGCGGCAGGAGCAGAUCCCCGACGAGCUCUGGGUCGACCUGCUCCAGGACCGCCUCUCGGACAUGGACUGCAUCAGGGAGGGCUGGGUCCUGGACGGCUUCCCCCAGACCCGCGAGCAGGCCUUGCUGCUACAGACCUCCGGCAUCGUGCCGCGGCACGUGGUGGCGCUUUACGCGCCGGACACCGUGCUGGUGGAGAGGAACCUAGGCAAGCGCCUGGACCCCGUCAGCACGGAGGUGUACCAUACCACCUUUGACUGGCCGACCGACCCCACGGUGGCGCAGCGCCUGGUGCAGCCCGACGGCUGCUCGGAGCAGGCCACAGCCAAGCGGUUGCUGGAGUAUCACCGCAACAUCCAGGGCAUCUUCCAGUCCUACCGGGGGAACCUGCGGACCGUCAACGCCGACCAGCCCUGCGCCGACGUCUUCUCCCAGGUGCUGACGUUCGUGGAGAGCCAGCCCCGCUCGGCCGCCCCCUUCACCCCCCGGGUCCUGCUCUGCGGGCCCCCUGGCAGCGGGAAGAGCCUGCAGGCUGCCCUGCUGGCCCAGAAAUACGGCCUGGUCAACGUGGGCUGCGGGCAGCUGCUGAAGGAGGCCGUGGCGGAGAAGUCGAAGAUCGGGGAGCUCAUCAAGCCGUAUUUCGAGAGCGGCUGCCCGGUGGCAGAUAACCUGGUGCUGAAGGUGCUGCGGGAGCGGCUGGGCAAGCUGGACUGCGCGUCCUUCGGCUGGGUGCUGCACGGCUUCCCGCGCGACGCGGACCAGGCCGAGCUGCUGAGGAACACCGGCUUCGUCCCCAACCGGGUCUUCUUCCUCACCCUGCCGGUGGAGGCCAUCCUGGAGCGGGUCUCUCAGCGGGCCACGGACCCCGUCACGGGCGAGCGCUACCACCACCUGUACAAGCCGGCCCCGAGCCUGGAGCUGCGCCGGCGCCUGCGGCAGAACCCCCAGGACGCGGCGGAGAAGCUGGAGCUGCGGGUGGAUCUGUACAGCCGGCACGUGGCGGACUUGGAGGAGUUCUACGAGGAUGCCGUCUACGUCAAUGCCGACCAAGACCCCUACACUGUCUUCGAGUCCAUAGAGAGCUGCGUCACUCGGCCCCUGCCCCUCUGCACCGUCUAG
Molecule: messenger RNA, 1437 nt
Organism: Terrapene triunguis (Three-toed box turtle)
Lineage: Eukaryota; Metazoa; Chordata; Testudines; Emydidae
Product: adenylate kinase 8-like
Exons: 1
Coding region: 1-1437 (478 amino acids)
Biological process (GO): nucleoside triphosphate biosynthetic process
Cellular component (GO): cytoplasm
Molecular function (GO): nucleoside diphosphate kinase activity; AMP kinase activity; ATP binding
Source: RefSeq, a predicted model, not a curated record